Epinephelus fuscoguttatus (brown-marbled grouper) is the source of this 5162-nucleotide messenger RNA. RefSeq names its product anoctamin 5a (gene ano5a). Gene Ontology annotation, molecular function: protein dimerization activity; chloride channel activity. The record is from RefSeq and is a predicted model, not a curated record. Gene Ontology annotation, biological process: chloride transmembrane transport. The transcript is spliced from 23 exons. Gene Ontology annotation, cellular component: plasma membrane. The coding region runs from base 365 to 3286 and encodes 973 amino acids. Lineage: Eukaryota; Metazoa; Chordata; Actinopteri; Perciformes; Serranidae.
CAACAACCCUUUUAAGGACGGCUCUCUUUCAGUAAAAAUGAACUUCGGGGUUAAACUGGCUUAAAAAAAAAUACGACUUUUCAAGCCCAGACGAGGCUCAUUGGCUUGUGGUGUGUGGAGCCACUCCCCUCCUGUACCCUCCCUCCAUGCUGAGGUGAUGCAGCAGUCGGCGGUCAGAGGGUGAAGCAGGGCAGCCUGGCGAACAGCCUGGUGGACUAGCAGAGGCGUCUCUGAAGAGGACGACUGUGAAGGAGGACGGGACGGAGUUCAAGCGUGGGAAGGCAGGACAGAAACCGUCUGGCUGGGGAUAUCUCGGCGUACAUGAGGACCGAUAAUCACGUCUUGGGUACACUAGAGACUCAACAUGCACCGAAUAACGGGGAAAGCGGGAGGGGACAGUUUGAUUGAGAUGAGCCCGACAGACUCUUUCAAUGACGAUAUCAAUGGCUACAACCAACACCCCUCGUCCAGCACAGGAUCUUUCCAGCAGGGACAGUCAGAGUCUCCUUUAAGGCCUGAUGUGUGUGUCGAGACCUGUGAGUCUCUCAACACCAGCCUGGCCUCCUUGGCCGCCUCUGACCACAGCGACAGUCCAAAGUUUGAGGAUCAGACCUUUGAGCGAAUUAAUGCUUUAACUGGGCUGGCGAGAAAGAGGGCACUUUUCCUGAAGUUUCGUUCCAGGAUUGACAAACAACAACACAGUAAAGACUCUGUGUUCUUCCGUGAUGGAUUGCGCAGGAUUGACUUUGUCCUGUCCUAUGUUGACGAUAAAGAUGGUGAAAGAAAACAGGAGAGGAGGAAGGUGUACGAAGCCAAUCUAGUGAAUGUCGGCCUGGAGCUGGAGACAGAAGAUAAAUCGGAGUCAGAGGAUGGAAAGACUUAUUUUGUGAAGAUCCACGCUCCAUGGGAAGUGUUGGCCACCUACGCAGAUGUGCUGAAGAUCAAGGUGCCAUUCAAGGCCAACGACAUCCCAGAGAACAGUGAGAUGCCCAUGAACUGGCUGUCCACCCCCUUUCGUCUGCCGGAGCACAUCAUGCACCCUGAGCCAGACUAUUUCACAGCUUCCUUCGACAAGAGCAAGUCUGACUUCUUCCUGAUCGACGACAAGGACACAUUUUUCCCGCCUUCUACUCGCAACAGGAUAGUCUACUACAUCCUGUCUCGCUGCUCGUACAACAGGGAUGAAUGUGGAGAUAAAGACAAAAAAGGGAUCAAGAGGUUACUCAACAAUGGCACCUACACUGCUGCCUUCCCCCUGCACGAUUGUAGAUACUGGACAAGAUCAAGGGAUGCAAACUGCGAAAGUGAGAGAUACAGUCUCUACAAACACUGGGCCAGAUUCUUCUGUUUCUUCAAGGAGCAGCCCCUCAAUCUUAUAAGGAAGUAUUAUGGAGAGAAGAUAGGUAUUUAUUUUGCCUGGCUGGGCUUCUACACUGAGAUGCUGUUGUUUGCUGCAAUAGUUGGAACAAUUUGUUUUAUCUACGGAUUCCUCACCUACGAUGACAAUGAGUGGAGUAAAGAAAUAUGUAGUCCGGAUAUUGGAGGCAAUAUCGUCAUGUGCCCACUGUGUGACAAGAAAUGUGGCUACUGGAAACUCAACUCAACGUGCAACUCCUCAUGGCAAUCACACCUGUUUGACAACGUGGCAACAGUGUUUUUUGCCAUAUUUAUGGGGAUUUGGGUGACGCUGUUUCUGGAGUUCUGGAAGAGGCGGCAGGCUCGUCUUGAAUACGAGUGGGAUCUGGUCGACUUUGAGGAAGAGCAACAGCAACUGCAGCUUCGGCCAGAGUACGAGACCAAGUGCACCAACCGCAAGCUGAACCGCAUCACUCAGGAAAUGGAGUGGGUUCUUGACAGGACUCCUUCAGAUAUAAUGGGGAAGUUGUUGUUCUGCUGGGCCACCGUGUUACUCUGGAUCUCAUUGAUCAUUGCCUGCAUCAUUGGGGUGAUAGCGUACCGCCUGGCGGUAUACGCAGCCUUCGCCAGCAUCAUGAAGGACAACCCCACCUCCCAUCUGCAGGUGGUCGGCCCCUACAUCACGCCACAGCUGGCCACCUCUGUCACUGCCUCCUGCAUCAACUUUGUCAUCAUCAUGAUCCUCAACCUCAUGUAUGAGAAAGUGGCUGUUUGGAUCACUGACAUGGAAAUCCCCAAGACCCACAUGGAGUAUGAGAACAAACUGACGGUGAAGAUGUUCCUCUUCCAGUUUGUCAACUACUACUCCUCCUGCUUCUAUGUGGCUUUCUUUAAGGGCAAGUUUGUCGGCUAUCCUGGAAAAUAUGUUUAUAUGUUUGGCAGCAGUCUGAGGAAUGAAGAGUGUGACCCUGGUGGCUGUUUGAUUGAGUUGACCACCCAGCUGGUGAUUGUGAUGACUGGUAAACAAGUGUGGGGCAACAUCCAGGAGGCUCUGGUCCCGUGGCUGAUGAACUGGUGGGGCAGCAGGAAGGCACGAAACCACCCAGAGAGUCUGUACAGCCGCUGGGAGCAGGACCACGACUUGCAGGGCUUUGGACAGCUGGGCCUCUUCUACGAGUACCUGGAAAUGGUGAUCCAGUUUGGUUUCAUCACUCUGUUCGUCGCCUCCUUCCCCCUGGCACCCCUGCUGGCACUAAUCAACAACAUCAUCGAGGUUAGAGUGGAUGCCUGGAAGCUCACCACACAGUUCAGACGUCCUGUGGCAGCAAAGGCCCACAGCAUCGGGGCCUGGCAUGAGAUCCUCAAUGGGAUAGCCGUACUCUCUGUGGUCACAAAUGCGUUUAUUGUGGCCUUCACCUCUGACAUGAUGCCUCGGCUGGUGUACAUGUAUGCCUACAAGCCAGACGGUGAGAUGACUAUGAAAGGCUACAUAAACAACAGCCUGUCAGUGUUUAAUAUCUCUGAGAUCCCACUAGCCAGCAUGCCUGAUGAGGGGGAGAGUCCAUCCUGGUUCAACAACUCCAUCACUACCUGCAGGUAUCGUGAUUACCGCUACCCUCCUGGCCAUGACAAGAAAUACUCCCACACCAUGCAGUUCUGGCAUAUUCUGGCUGCCAAGCUGGCUUUCAUCAUCAUCAUGGAGCAUGUUGUGUUCUCGGUCAAAUUCUUUGUGGCCUGGAUGAUCCCCGACGUUCCUUCAGACGUGCAGGCCCGAAUUAAGAGAGAGCGCUACCUGGUCCAGGAGUAUCUCCAUAACUACGAAGUGGAGAAGCUGAAAAUGCAACUCAGCCAAAACGGCCACAACGACUGUACCUGCACGGCCAUGAUCUAUCCCUCUAUCAAACACGAGGUGCUGUCAGAGUGUCUCUAGCCCAGCGAGCUGCUGGUCAAUCAGCUGGGCAUGAUGGGAGGACAUGGUGAUAUAGAUUUCCCUGCUUGUGUAUUAUGAUACUGACCACCACUUUGCUUUAGUGCCUGUUGAUUGUGCAGUACACACACACACACACACACACACACACACACACACACACACACACACACACACACACAGAAUUUAAAGAGCUAGAGGUUUCCUCAAUUCACAGCCAUCCUUCUUCCACUAAUCUGCUGAUAGUUGAAAUGCACACAGGUGAAAGACCAAGUUUCUGUGCAUGCUGAAACGUGUAUUUAAACCUCUGUCUAAUAUAUACGGCUCUUAGUUCUCUAUGUUGUAAACAAAGUGCUGAUGAUAAUCAACAUUUGCUGCAAAGAAAGAAAGAAAGAGAAUAUCUUAUACACUGUGUCUAAACCAGACAACUUCCUCUUGUUUGAAUAUAAGACUAUUUAUUUAAGUGCCACUACAAGUAACCAAAGACUGGAUGCCUUAAUAUAUCACACACUUAUCGUUGGUUCUUUCUGCCACUAGAAUAACAGCUGGUAUCAUUCAGAAACUGGGAGCUUGAUUAUUAUGAGUGUUUCCCUUAUAUGCAGCUGUAUGAAGGGCUCCAGUAUCAUACUGUAUGUUAAUAAUCAACUUUUUAUUUUUACAGUUACUGCAACAAAUGUGAGCAUUGUUUAUUUGCAUUGAGGUCACAGCACAGACGCAACACAACAGUACCAAAUAAUUGUUUUCACUCCACUGUCAGUUAAUCGGCUGGUAACAUUUUACUUUUAAUCUAACAACAGCCAAACACUUUCUUCAGGCCAGAAUCGGACACGUGAAGUAGCUUUUUGAAGACAUAUCUGUGCAGCUGUUAUUACUGUGAGUAAGGGCAGAUUUUGUCCUGCAAAGGCCAGUUGUUGAGCAGCAGCAGCUGGUGCAUGUUGACUGUUGACAGUCCUGUUCCUGGAGAUGAGAAGCGAAAAAGCCCAGAGAGAGUGAAGAGAUCCCUUUUUAAUGUGCCUCUGUUUACCAACAUGUCGGCGCUAAUGAAAGCCUGCCCCUACCUACUGAACUAUGUUUGCUCCAUUACACAAAGCACGUCAGCCAUCGCCCAGUUCUCGCGCUCCUGUUUUCCUCAGCUGUGUCUGCGUAGAGAAGGAAAGAUACACAUUCUUAGUUUUUUUUUGUUUUGCACAAAGCACUUAAUGAAACGUGACUACCGAGACGUAAACAUGUCAGUGAUUGUUGUGACACUACGUAUUCAUAAUCAGUGUUUUGAAGCAGCGACGUGUGAUAAACUUUGUUCAUUUAAAUGGAACAAGAGUUGUACUGUAGAUGAGAAGGAGUCUGAAGUUGAAUAUCAAACUUAAAUAACACAAAGAGAAAGAUGUAGCUUUUUGUUUAAAAAUUAUAUGAAGGACAUUAAAUGUUUAUUCGACUGCGUAUAUAGAAAUAUGUGAGACGUAUCUGUUGUUGAAGUAUUUAAAUUGUAUGCAAAAUAGCAGGCUGGCUGUGCUGCAAACUCAGGCAACUAAAUCUGUUUGUUUGAGAUGCAUGUAGAUGUGACCACGUAGCCAAGAGCAAUGUCGGACUGAUCCAGUUUGCCUUUUUCAUGCCCUGCGCUAAGCUAAACUAUUGCCUGUUGAUGCCUUUAACCAUCUAAUACUUUGUGUUUUCUAUUUUUAUUUCCUUGUAUAUCUCUUUUUAUGUUUUCUUCUUGUUAAGCUCUAGUAAUAUUUUGUUUUAUACUGUUAACAUGCUUUGAAAAAAGAGGUCAACCUGUUUACUGUAUGCUUAAAGUUCCAUGUUUUCAUUCGUCAUUUUUGUAAUUGUCCUGUAUCCAAACAAAGACAAAUGUCCAAAAUAAAGUACCAGUUCAACUUGA